Molecule: messenger RNA, 1116 nt
Organism: Penicillium salamii
Lineage: Eukaryota; Fungi; Ascomycota; Eurotiomycetes; Eurotiales; Aspergillaceae
Source: the annotation of a GenBank genome assembly
AUGCUGGGAAACUAUUUCCCAUUGAUUCUUGCGGCUUGGUUAGUGGUGUCCUGUGCUGCCCAUCCUGCCGGAUAUGAUGAGCUUGGCCAUUUCCAAGCCUUGAAUACGCGCCAGCAUAUUGGAAAGUCGAGACACAAAUUAUCUCAAUGCAGUGACCACCUCAAAAAGCGCGGGAUUCAAGCUAUCGCUGAGACUCGUCGCGCCGCUGUGCUAGAGACUUAUCGCCAAAAACUUCUCGGCGCAGGCUCAGUGAGUAGCGCUUACAAUACCGACGCAAAGAAUCCAUUCAUAUCUCAAGCAAUACCUGACGAUUCCGUUUGCGUCCUAGCUCCUGAAGCAACCAUCGGCCCAUUUUGGGUUCGUGGAGAGUUCAUCAGGUCAAACAUUACGGAUGGACAAGCCGGUAUCCCCUUGGUAGUACAUGCACAGUUUAUCGAUGUCAACACCUGUGAGCCUAUUGAGAAUUUGUAUUGGGAGAUUUGGAGCUGUAAUGCUCUUGGAAAGUACUCUGGCGUUUUGGAGCACAGCAACAGCCCUCGUUCUAACCUCAACGAAACCUUCCUGAGGGGCUUGCAGAGGACUGAUACAGACGGAUCAGCACAAUUCGAGACAAUUUUCCCUGGUCACUAUGGCGGACGAGCAACUCAUAUCCAUCUGCUGGCUCACGUCGGGGCGUCCGUUUUACCCAACAAGACACUCACCGGUGGUCAUAUUCCCCACAUUAGCCAGCUGUUCUUCGAUCAAAGCUUAAUCGAGGCAGUUGAGACACACCAGCCCUACCGGACAAACGAGGAUCCGGUCACUCGCAAUUCAGAGGAUGGCAUCUUUCAUGAAGCCAGUGAUGGAGGCAAAUACGAUCCCGUUGCCAAGUACACUAUGAUUGGCGACAGAAUUUCAGACGGUAUCCUCGUCUCUGUGACAAUGGGAAUCGACAUAUCGGCAAGCUACAGGGCAGACUACGCUGCGGAGCUUACGGAUCAUGGUGGCAUAGUUCAUCGUCAUGGCUGCGUUUUAUAUCUUCUCUUUUUGUCUUUAAGCUCAGUUGGGUUGAGCAUGCCAACGUCUACAGUGUUGUUCUACUUUACCAUUGCUUUUCGCUUUCUCCGUCAUUUCUAA